AUGUCUUCACCGCAGACCUCGCCCGUGCACGAUUCCCACCAGUCUACGGUGCCCGACUCGGCCUCGCAGACUCAGAGACAGCCAGUGCCCUCAUCGCCGCUUUUCAUCGCGCCUUCCAGCGACGAUUCCGCACGGCCCUCCCAGACACAGGGUUCCAGACAAAGGUACGGUUCCUCGCCGAUCCCGUUCACCUCUUCCGACUUGGGCCAUGAUCUCAACUCCCAGCUUGCGCGGCGCAGCCACCAUAGCAGGGGAGACGUCCACUCCUCUGACAUCAUGUCUUCUCCGAUGAGAAGACGGUUCUUCGAUAACUCCAACCCGCAGCCUACUCUGAUGUCUGAUUCGCAGCUUCCCUCCGAGUCCCAGCUUUCUUCCGUCCAACAGCUUUCCGACUCCGGCUCCGUCAACCCGGACGAGCCCGUCAGAGUUAUCUGGGGUACCAACGUGUCGAUCCAGGAGUGCUCGGACAACUUCAGAACGUUUCUGAUGUCGUUCAAAAUGAAGUACCGCAGAAAGCUGGACGAAGCCGAAAGCGACGACCCGGCAGACGACUCGCUGUACUACGUCAAGAUCCUCAACGACAUGAGAGAGUCUGGGACCACCAACCUGAAUCUCGACACCAGAAACCUGCUGGCGUACUCUACCACCAAAAAACUCUACUACCAGCUCAUCAACUAUCCGCAGGAGGUCAUUCCAAUCAUGGACCAGACCAUCAAGGACUGCAUGGUGUCUCUCGUUCUUGACAACGCGUCCAACGCGGACCCGCAGGACCAGCUGGUGGACGAGAUAGAGUCGAAUGUGUACAAAGUGCGUCCGUUCAACAUCCAGAACCAGAAAGGCAUGCGGGAGCUGAACCCGAUCGACAUCGACAAGCUUGUGACCGUGAAAGGGCUUGUGAUCCGGUCGACGCCGAUCAUCCCCGACAUGAAAAUCGCGUUUUUCAAGUGCAACGUGUGCGACCACACCGUGGUGGUGGAAAACGACCGCGGCGUGAUCCAGGAGCCAACCAAGUGUCCGCGACAGGUCUGCUCGUCGCAGAACUCGAUGCAGCUGGUCCACAACCGGUCUUCCUUUGCCGACAAACAGGCCAUCAAGCUCCAGGAGACCCCAGACAAUGUUCCGGACGGACAGACGCCCCACUCGAUUUCUCUGUGUGUCUACGACGAGCUUGUUGACGCCACAAGAGCGGGAGACCGCGUGGAGGUGUGCGGCAUCUUCAAGUCCGUUCCUGUCAAGGUGAACGCGAGACAGCGUGCGGUGAAGUCGCUUUUCAAGACUUAUAUCGACGUCGUGCACAUCAAGAAGGUCGACAAGCACCGUUUGGGCGCCGACGUGUCGACGCUGGAAAACGAGCUCAAGGAGCAGCAGGAGGUCGACGAGGUGCGCAAGCUGUCCGAGGACGAGAUCGCCAAAAUCAAGGAGAUCGCAAAGAGAGACGAUGUCUACGAGUUGCUGGCCAGAUCGCUUGCACCGUCGAUCUUUGAGAUGUCCGACGUCAAGAAGGGAAUUUUGCUGCAGCUGUUUGGCGGCACAAACAAGAAGUUCGCCAAGGGCGGCAAGUACAGAGGCGACAUCAACAUUCUGCUCUGUGGAGACCCGUCCACGUCGAAGUCGCAGAUUCUGCAGUACGUGCACAAGAUUGCUCCGCGAGGAAUCUACACGUCUGGAAAGGGCUCGUCGGCGGUUGGUCUGACGGCGUAUGUGACCAGAGACAUCGAGACGAAGCAGCUUGUUCUGGAGAGCGGAGCGCUCGUUCUCUCUGACGGCGGAGUGUGCUGCAUCGACGAGUUCGACAAGAUGUCCGAGUCGACGCGGUCUGUGUUGCACGAGGUGAUGGAGCAGCAGACCAUUUCGAUAGCCAAGGCCGGAAUCAUCACGACGCUCAACGCCAGAACGUCCAUUCUGGCGUCGGCCAACCCGAUCGAGUCCAGAUACAACCCGAACCUGCCCGUGACGAAGAACAUCGACCUGCCACCGCCGCUUCUGUCGCGUUUCGACCUGGUGUACCUGAUUCUGGACAAGGUGGACGAGAAAAUCGACACCCAGCUGGCCAGACACAUUGCUGGCAUGUUUCUGGAGGACAACAUCCAGACGGCCACCAGCAACGAGAUUCUGCCGAUCGAGCUGCUGAGCUCCUACAUCCAGUACGCCAAGGAGAACGUGUCGCCUGUUUUGACCGAGGAGGCCAAGAGCCAGCUGGUGAAGUCGUACGUCGAGAUGAGGAAGCUGGGCGAGGACGUGAGAUCUGCCGAAAAGCGGAUCACGGCCACCACGAGGCAGCUGGAGUCGAUGAUCAGGCUGUCUGAGGCGCACGCCAAGAUGCGGCUGUCGCCCGUCGUGGAGCUCGAGGACGUCGACGAGGCCGUCAGACUCACCAAGUCUGCGAUCAAGGACUAUGCUACCGACCCGCUCACCGGCCGCAUCGACAUGGAUCUGGUCAACACGGGACAGACCUCGGCCGAGCGCAAGAUGAAGGAGGACCUUUCCAAGCAGGUGUUCAAUCUGCUGGACGCAAACGGCUCGCUCACGUACGACGUGCUGUUGCACAGGAUCAACGAGCAGUCCUCGGCCAAGGUCGAGAAUCUCGACCUGAGCGAGGUUCUGCGCCGACUGGAGGCAGAAAACAAGGUCACCGUGUUUGGCCAGGGCCACAAGAGAGAAAUCAGAGUGAACAGAGGAGUUGUGUAG
This is a messenger RNA of Ogataea angusta, 2688 nucleotides long. RefSeq lists its product as uncharacterized. Gene Ontology annotation, biological process: DNA strand elongation involved in DNA replication; double-strand break repair via break-induced replication; DNA replication. The transcript has a single exon. Gene Ontology annotation, molecular function: single-stranded DNA helicase activity; single-stranded DNA binding; ATP binding. The coding region runs from base 1 to 2688 and encodes 895 amino acids. NCBI's taxonomy places the organism in Eukaryota, Fungi, Ascomycota, Pichiomycetes, Pichiales, Pichiaceae. The record is from RefSeq and is a predicted model, not a curated record. Gene Ontology annotation, cellular component: MCM complex; nucleus.